Molecule: messenger RNA, 2002 nt
Organism: Coffea eugenioides
Lineage: Eukaryota; Viridiplantae; Streptophyta; Magnoliopsida; Gentianales; Rubiaceae
Product: serine/threonine-protein phosphatase 7
Exons: 5
Coding region: 251-1687 (478 amino acids)
Cellular component (GO): cytosol; nucleus
Molecular function (GO): protein serine/threonine phosphatase activity
Source: RefSeq, a predicted model, not a curated record
UGACAAUGAUGAUUCAUGCACCCACCCAGCAAUGAGCAACCCAAACAUUAAUCCCUUGCCAGCUCCCACGAUGUCUCUCUAAACUCUCCUCCCGUCUUCUGGGUCUCACUCAAGAUUCAAAAAUCCAAUCCAACAUCAAAAUCCUUGAUUUUGUGGAAAUUUUACAAGAAUUAAUCAGAGAUACUUAAUAUAUAGCAGAAAACGGGAAAAAGGGGGAAUUUUUCCCUUUUUUUUUAAUUUUAUUUGCAUCAUGUUAUCAAAUUUAGACCACAACAUCUCCAGCUCCACAGUUGAAUCCCGGCCACUGGAACCCUCACCGGCCCCCGCACUGGAGCCACGCCCACCAACAUCUUCCGAUGAAGACUUCUUCUCCUCAACCUCCAUAGCCUCCUCCUCUUCCUCAGAAGACAUCCAGACCAACCACUCUUCACCACCGCUUCCGCCCGCGGCACCGCCACCACCACCGCCGCAGAUCCCCAUCUCUUGGCCGGCAAGUGGGGCUAUUUCUCGAGAAUGGGUCAACGAGUUAAUGAAUGCGUUUGAAUGGGCUUCGAGAGCUGUUCCUCCGCAGGAGUUUCCUUCUCUUCUUCCGGUUGAGGUAUUCGAUCGGCUAAUCCUGUCCGCCUCUAAAAUUUUGCAUAAAGAGAAAAAUUGCGUGAGUAUUGAGGGUGAAGAAUUAGGGCGGGUGUCAAAGGUUGUGGUGGUCGGAGACUUGCAUGGACAGUUGCAUGAUGUGUUGUUUUUACUGAAGGAUGCCGGAUAUCCGGGUGAAGAUAGAAUUUUUGUGUUUAACGGGGAUUAUGUUGAUAGAGGAGCUUGGGGUCUUGAGACUUUCUUGCUCCUCCUUGCAUGGAAGGUGAUUUUGCCACACAGGGUAUUUCUUCUUCGUGGAAACCAUGAAUCCAAGUAUUGUACUUCAGUGUAUGGGUUUGAGAAGGAGGUAUCAUGUAAGUAUGGAGAUAAAGGAAAACAUGUCUACCGCAAGUGUUUAGGAUGUUUUGAGGGUCUUCCUCUUGCUUCCAUCAUUGCUGGGCGUGUUUACACUGCACAUGGUGGGAUUUUUCGCAGUAUUCCAAGUACUCCUUCAAAAAGAUACAAAGGCAAGAAGAACCGUAAAGUAAUUGUCGACCCCAACUCAAAUGCAUUAUCUCUUGGUUCAUUUGAAGAGCUAUCUAAAGCUAGGAGAUCUGUUCUUGAUCCUCCUUGGGAAGGUCAAAACUUGAUUCCCGGUGAUGUUCUUUGGUCAGAUCCAUCCAUGGAUCCAGGUCUUUCCCCUAACAAAGAACGAGGCAUUGGUCUUUUAUGGGGUCCAGACUGUACGGAAGAAUUUCUGAAAAAGUUUGACCUAAAGUUAAUCAUCAGAUCACAUGAGGGUCCUGAUGCCAGGGAAAAGAGGCCUGGACUAGGACAAAUGAAUGAAGGGUACACCAUAGAUCAUGUUGUAGACUCUGGGAAGCUGAUUACAGUCUUUAGUGCACCAGACUAUCCACAAUUUCAGGCAACUGAUGAAAGGUACCGGAAUAAAGGAGCAUAUAUUGUUCUUGAGCCCCCUGAUUUUGACACCCCGGUUUUCCAUACUUUUGAUGCGAUUACUCCUAGACCAGUGGUGAAUCCCUAUUAUGACUAUGAAGAUGUGAUUGAUUCUGAUGAAGAACUGGAUAUGGCAUCGAUGGUACCAGCUACAUGAAGUUAUCGACGAAAUGCUAUAUAAUUAUAUACCUUAGAACUACUUGGAUAUCUGUGCGUGUUUGAGUUAAUGGUUCUUGUAUUCUCUAAUUACAGCAAUUUUUUGUUUUCUGUGUAAAUUUUCUUGGUUCAAGUUUCUGUAUUGUCCUUUGCUCCAGGAAGCUUGCAGCCCCUUCCACUGUAGAAUUUUGCAUCGAGUUUCAUAUAGUGUAGAUAGCAAAUAGCUUGGAAAAUUUUGUCAGAACUAUCUAUGAUACUUGUAUAUGAUGACAUUCAGAGUCUUCUUUUGAAUAUUCUGGAGGUAGAAUUUCUCUCA